Peromyscus maniculatus bairdii (prairie deer mouse) is the source of this 1074-nucleotide messenger RNA. It is a transcript of the gene Naa20, whose product is annotated as N-alpha-acetyltransferase 20, NatB catalytic subunit. The record is from RefSeq and is a predicted model, not a curated record. Gene Ontology annotation, biological process: N-terminal peptidyl-methionine acetylation. Gene Ontology annotation, cellular component: NatB complex. Gene Ontology annotation, molecular function: protein-N-terminal amino-acid acetyltransferase activity. Lineage: Eukaryota; Metazoa; Chordata; Mammalia; Rodentia; Cricetidae.
CCCGCCCCAUGGCGGCCGCGCGCGCGAGCACUUCCGGCAGUGCGGGCGCGGGGUCGCGCUGAGCGGGCUUGGAAAUCUGGCUGCGGCGCGAUGACCACGCUCCGGGCCUUCACCUGCGACGACCUCUUCCGCUUCAACAACAUUAACUUGGAUCCACUUACAGAAACUUAUGGGAUUCCUUUUUACUUACAGUACCUUGCCCACUGGCCAGAGUAUUUCAUCGUUGCAGAGGCACCUGGCGGAGAACUAAUGGGUUAUAUUAUGGGCAAAGCAGAAGGCUCAGUAGCUAGGGAAGAGUGGCAUGGACACGUCACAGCUCUGUCUGUCGCCCCUGAAUUCCGCCGUCUUGGUUUGGCUGCUAAACUCAUGGAGUUACUAGAGGAGAUUUCAGAAAGAAAAGGUGGAUUUUUUGUUGAUCUCUUCGUAAGAGUGUCCAAUCAAGUUGCAGUCAACAUGUACAAGCAGCUGGGUUAUAGUGUCUACAGGACAGUCAUCGAGUACUACUCAGCCAGCAACGGGGAGCCUGACGAGGAUGCCUAUGAUAUGAGGAAAGCACUUUCCAGAGACACCGAGAAGAAAUCCAUCAUACCGUUACCUCAUCCUGUGAGGCCUGAGGACAUUGAAUAACCAUAGGCAGUGGUUCUUAGGCAGGCGUUCCAGACAAGUUUGUGGACAUAAUUAUUUUCAUAGGAUGAUCUUGGAGCUCUAUUAGGAGGAAACUGAUCAUUUAGGUCUUAAAGACUUUAUGAAAAUACAGGCUAUAAACUUCAAAUCUCAUCGUUCCAAUGAGCAAUAGCAUACAUGUUCAAACUGUUUGCCAUAGUAAAAUUCAAUCAAGGCAGCUAAGUCAGAAGGACACGUUCCUCUCUCAUGGUUGACAGUAUGCAACAAACAGUACAUGCCAAGGAAAGACUCCCUCCAUCCUCCUAACUCCAGUGCCUGAGAACCACUGCUGCACAUAUAUAAAUAUAUAUAUAUAUUUUAUUUUGUAUUGAACUGUUAAUUGAAGCUUUAAAAGCAUAUAUGAAAUGUAUAAAUCUGAGAUGUAUAGUAAAAUACAUUGUUGACUAUGAA